This is a messenger RNA of Saimiri boliviensis boliviensis (Bolivian squirrel monkey), 2669 nucleotides long. RefSeq names its product zinc finger protein 226 (gene ZNF226). The record is from RefSeq and is a predicted model, not a curated record. Gene Ontology annotation, cellular component: nucleus. Lineage: Eukaryota; Metazoa; Chordata; Mammalia; Primates; Cebidae. Gene Ontology annotation, biological process: regulation of DNA-templated transcription.
AGACGACGUAGCAGCCAUCUUUUUUUCCCUGGCUUUGGAGCUUUAGGUCAGCUCCUCAGGAACCUUUCAAACUUCCCCGAAAUGCGCUUAUGGUCAACAGCUAGCUGUAUUUUGUUUGGAGAAAAAAAGGAGUAGCAGCUAAGAGCAGAGCCCUGACUUCUCAAAAAGCACUGCACAGAGGAGGAGGCAGCAGAAACUCAUUUCAGUUUCUUAGGACUCUGUACUUCCCCAGAAGGAAGAAUUAAAAAUGAAUAUGUUCAAGGAAGCAGUGACCUUCAAGGAUGUGGCUGUGGCCUUCACGGAGGAGGAGUUGGGGCUGUUGGGGCCUGCCCAGAGGAAGCUAUACCGAGAUGUGAUGGUGGAGAACUUUAGGAACCUGUUGUCAGUGGGGCAUCAACCCUUCAAACGAGAUGUAUCACCUAUAGAAAGAAAAGAGCAGCUUUGCAUAAUGAAGACAGCAACUCAAAGACAGAGAAAUUUAGGAGAGAAUAAUCAAAGUAAGUUAAUGACUGUUCAAGACAGAGAGUCAGAAGAAGAGCUUUCUUGCUGGCAAAUCUGGCAACAAAUUGCAAGUGACUUAACCAGGUGUCAAGACUUCAUGAUCAACAAUUCUCAGUUUCACAAACAAGGUGAUUUCCCUUGCCAGGUAGGGGUAGGACUGUCUAUUCAAAUUUCCAAAGAUGAGAACUGUAUAGUAAAUAGAGCAGAUGACCCCAAUGAUACUGUGAAUCCAGAGUUUCCUACUUUGAGAACCCAGGAUUCUUGGAAGAAAAUGUUCCUGACUGAGUCACAGAGAUUGAACAGAGAUCGGCAAAUUUCCUUAAGAAAUAAACUAUGUCAACAUAAGGAGAGUGUUGACCCCAUCAGUUGGAUUUCACAUCAUGAUGGUCAUAGAGUACACGAAAGUGAAAAAUGUUAUAGACCCAGUGAUUACAAAAAAGGCAACAUGAAGAUUUUGACAUUUGAUCAGAAUAGCAUGAUUCACACAGGACAGAAACCUUACCAGUGUAAUGAGUGUAAAAAACCCUUCAAUGAUCUCUCCAGCUUUGAUCUUCAUCAGCAGUUACAAUCAGGGGAGAAGUCUCUUACAUGUGUUGAGCAUGGAAAAGGCUUCUGUUACAGCUCAGUUCUUCCUGUUCAUCAGAAAGUACAUGUGGGAGAAAAACUUAAGUGUGAUGAGUGUGGUAAGGAAUUCAGUCAAGGCUCACAUCUACAGACCCAUCAGAAAGUCCACCUGAUAGAGAAACCAUACAAAUGUAAGCAAUGUGGAAAAGGCUUCAGUCGUAGAUCAGCACUUAAUGUUCAUUGUAAGAUCCACACAGGAGAGAAACCUUACAGUUGUGAGGAGUGUGGGAGGGCCUUCAGUCAGGCUUCUCAUCUUCAGGACCAUCAGAGACUCCACACUGGGGAGAAACCAUUCAAAUGUGAUGCAUGUGGUAAGAGCUUCAGUCGGAAUUCACAUCUUCAAUCCCAUCAAAGAGUUCAUACAGGAGAGAAACCAUACAAAUGUGAGGAGUGUGGGAAGGGGUUCAUUUGUAGCUCAAAUCUUUACAUUCAUCAGAGAGUCCACACAGGAGAAAAACCCUAUAAAUGUGAGGAAUGUGGUAAAGGCUUUAGUCGGCCUUCAAGUCUUCAGGCCCAUCAGGGAGUCCACACUGGAGAGAAGUCUUAUAUGUGUACUGUAUGUGGAAAAGGCUUUACUCUGAGUUCAAAUCUUCAAGCCCAUCAGAGAGUCCACACUGGAGAGAAGCCAUACAAAUGUGAGGAGUGUGGAAAGAGCUUCAGGAGAAACUCCCAUUAUCAAGUUCAUCUGGUGGUCCACACAGGAGAGAAACCCUAUAAAUGUGAGAUAUGUGGGAAGGGCUUCAGUCAAAGUUCGUAUCUUCAAAUCCAUCAGAAGGCCCACAAUGUAGAGAAACCUUUUAAGUGUGAGGAGUGUGGGCAGGGUUUCAAUCAGAGCUCACGACUUCAAAUUCACCAGCUGAUCCAUACAGGUGAGAAACCAUACAAAUGUGAAGAGUGUGGCAAGGGAUUCAGUCGUAGAGCAGAUCUUAAAAUUCAUUGUAGGAUCCACACAGGAGAGAAACCAUAUAACUGUGAGGAGUGUGGGAAGGUCUUCAGACAGGCCUCAAAUCUUUUGGCCCAUCAGAGAGUUCACAGCGGAGAAAAACCAUUCAAAUGUGAAGAAUGUGGGAAGAGUUUUGGUCGGAGUGCACAUCUUCAAGCCCAUCAAAAAGUCCACAAUGGAGAAAAACCAUACAAAUGUGAUAAAUGUGGGAAGGGCUUCAAGUGGAGCUUGAAUCUUGACAUGCAUCAGAGGGUGCACACAGGAGAAAAACCAUAUAAGUGUGGGGAGUGUGGUAAGUACUUCAGUCAGGCCUCGAGUCUUCAGCUUCAUCAGAGUGUCCACACAGGAGAGAAACCAUACAAAUGUGAUGUGUGUGGUAAAGUCUUCAGUCGGUCUUCACAAUUACAAUCUCAUCAGAGAGUUCACACUGGGGAGAAACCUUAUAAAUGUGCAAUAUGUGGUAAGAGCUUCAGUUGGAGAUCAAAUCUUACAAUUCAUCACAGAAUCCAUGUUGGUGAUACAUCCUAUAAAAAUAAUAGGGGUGGUAAGAACAUCAGAGAAUCCACACAGGAAAAAAUUCUAUAAAAUGAUUCUUUUUGAA